CCGCCCUCCAUCUUUCUUCUCUUGUCAAGUUUUCGAAGAACCAACGUGUUGUUCGUUUUCUUAAAAUCCAAAAAAUGGGUUUCCAAAAUAUCUGGUAUUCUCACCCCCGCAAAUAUGGGCAAGGCUCCAGGUCAUGCCGAGCUUGCUCAAACAGGCACGGAUUGAUCCGUAAAUAUGGGCUCAAUAUCUGCCGGCAGUGCUUCAGAGAAUACGCUGCUGAUAUUGGCUUCAAGAAGCUGGAUUAAUUUUGGACGUCAAGUGCGUUUUUCAAACACUUGAUUAUUUAAUGUAAUUUCUAAUUUGAAGUAAAUAAAACAACAGUUUAAUAAAAA
Messenger RNA from Tribolium castaneum (red flour beetle), 332 nucleotides. It is a transcript of the gene RpS29, whose product is annotated as Ribosomal protein S29. The record is from RefSeq and is a predicted model, not a curated record. Gene Ontology annotation, biological process: translation. The coding region runs from base 75 to 245 and encodes 56 amino acids. The transcript is spliced from 3 exons. Gene Ontology annotation, cellular component: cytosolic small ribosomal subunit; ribosome. Gene Ontology annotation, molecular function: zinc ion binding; structural constituent of ribosome. NCBI's taxonomy places the organism in Eukaryota, Metazoa, Arthropoda, Insecta, Coleoptera, Tenebrionidae.